GCCCAUCUUUCUUCAGCCAAUCUUUCUUCACUUCCUUCCUUUCUCUUGUGAUAUCUUUCUUAAUGAAGAUGCUGUAACCAUACGUACCUCUCACUGUUUGUUCAGUGUAAAAACAAAUUUUUUUAACGGUGCACUGUUUAUUUUGCCAAGUCAGCAAAAGGAUAAAGUCACGUGCAAUGUUUACUUAGCGACAACGCGAUCAUUGCGCAAAUCUUGCAAACUGCAGAAUCCUGAUCACUGAAUGUUCUUCCAAAUCUUUUGGCCAACAGAUCUGUUUACUCUUUCAUCAAGCAAGUGCAGAGCUAUGAUGCAUGGAAUUUCUCGACUAAGUGCAAGAAAAUCUCGCAGGCAAUCUGCUGGGAUCAAGUCUCAGCAACAGAAGCUGUCCUUUUUCAAAACUCUCAAGUCUGUUCUCCUUUGCUCAUUUUACAGCAAAGAUGAUGUGGUUGUCCCUUCUAAUAAGGGGAGAUCUGCCGAGGAGAUUGAACGACAACCUGGCAACCUUGAUCCCACUACUAGUACUUUGGACUCCGAUUAUGAUGAUGAUAUCAGUAUCAUCAGCCUUGGAGAGACCACAUACGUAGGAGCUGGCGCCUUGUCAAAGUCUCCUUCCUCGUCAGCUACCCCAGGCAAGAAAACGUUGCCUCCCGUCAAUCACAAGAAAGUUAACUCUGCACUGAAAAGUAUGCCAAAGCACGGGAGCUGGAAGGUUAUUACUUGUGGAAGCUCCUCCACCUCAACAAGCACCAAGGAGCAACCAGAUACCAAUAUUGUGGCCACGAUUGAUGAGCUCCAAAAGAAAAUUGAUGUGCUUCAGCAGACAAAAAGUGCUAACCUGCAAAAACUGUUGCAGCUGAUUGAGCAAAAUAAGAAAGCCGUAAAACCACAAGUACUGCUGAAAAACCUAAAGGAGACAAAAAUAAGUCUAAGAAAACUUCUAAGCGAAAACGAAUCCUUUGAAAGCAAACUCAAAGAGCUUGCUAGGUCUUGUUCUAAGACAACAGGUAUUGAAGAAAGUGGCCCAACAAAAUUUGAUGGUAGAGCUGUGAGCAACACCACUACAAAUCUACCGAGUAGCAGCCAAGUGCAUCUGAAUACAGUUGCACCUGCACCUUCGUCAGAAAAAGUCGUGAGAUUCAAUUCUCUCCCUACAGAGAAUGUCCGAGCUCAGUCUUGCCAUCCAGAUAACGAAAUAGGCCUUCCCCUGCGGCACAGCUCGGCUCUACGAAGAUUCCUGUUGGCCCCGAGUCCCAGCACAUCAUCAAGAAGUGAACAUAGGCUGAACGAAAUGAGACGGGUUGAGCGAGAGUCGCACGAGCCCAUGUUUGGCAAGAGGCCACGAGCUGCCCACCACUCACGCAUUCGCAGCGUGACACAGAACAUACAAGAAUACCUGCCUUACGAGUGCGAGCACCUUGAUAGUGACUCCGAAGAUGAAUCCUCAGUCUCAAGGAAGUACGUCAGACAACACCCUGGAAAUGAGGGAAUGAGGAAAUUCGAGCUUACACAAUGUGCAGCUCCCCAAACCACACGUCACUGUGAGAAUAUAAACUGAAUGACUGAACUGCAUGCACGUACAUAGCAAUAGCUAGUUCCCACCCCCAAACAUUCAGUUUAAUGUACGUAUAUUUUUUGCACUGCACGACAUACAUAGCAAUAGCUAUAGUCCCCACCCAAAAAAAUCAGUUUAAUGUUAUAUUAUUUUUGCACUUAUUGUAAUUGUUGUA
This is a messenger RNA of Halichondria panicea, 1727 nucleotides long. RefSeq lists its product as uncharacterized. NCBI's taxonomy places the organism in Eukaryota, Metazoa, Porifera, Demospongiae, Suberitida, Halichondriidae. Bases 242 to 1555 code for a protein of 437 amino acids. The record is from RefSeq and is a predicted model, not a curated record. The transcript has 3 exons.